This is a messenger RNA of Sphaerodactylus townsendi, 1642 nucleotides long. Its product is annotated as zinc finger protein 271-like. Bases 97 to 1437 code for a protein of 446 amino acids. The transcript has 2 exons. Lineage: Eukaryota; Metazoa; Chordata; Lepidosauria; Squamata; Sphaerodactylidae. The record is from RefSeq and is a predicted model, not a curated record.
CCCACCCAGGAGUGUUGGGGGGAGGGGGUGAUGCCCGGGACAUAAUCGCGCCUCGACUUUGUUUUCCCCAGGGUUGCUAGCCUCCUGACUCCUAAAAUGGAGCAAGAGUAUAUACCAAGCCCUGGGAAUAUAUCUGAGGCCCCUAGGAGACCCAUCCCAGAUGGUUCGGAGGACCUUGCGGGCACCCCCUACAAGUGUUCCACCUGCCGGAAGAGCUUCACAAAGACUUCUAAUCUUGUCCAGCAUGAGAAAAUUCACACGGGCGAGAAGCCUUACAAAUGCUCACACUGUGGCAAACGGUUCACUCGGAGCAACAACCUGGCGGAGCAUGAGAGAAUCCACACGGGAGAGAAACCUUACGAAUGCCUCGAGUGUGGAAAGACUUUUAAUCGCAGCUCGAUCCUGCUCAGACACCGGAGGAUUCACACGGGUGAGAAGCCUUACAAAUGCACCAAGUGUGGGAAGAGCUUUGACGAAAGCGCCCGGCUGCGGGUACACCAGAGGACUCACAUGACCGAAAUGGCCUACCUGAUCGACAGCAACGGGGAGGCCACCGCCAUUGGUGCCAAUGGCGUCGCUCAUAACUGCUCUGACUGCGGCAAAACGUUUAGCCUGCACUCCAAUCUCCUGAAACACCAAAGAAUUCAUACGGGGGAGAAGCCCUACAGGUGCAGCCAGUGCGGUAUCAACUUCAGCGAGGCCUCUAACCUGGUUCGGCACCAGCGGUAUCAUGCGCGGGACAAACCCUACCAGUGUCCGAUGUGCCAGAAACAAUUUGGCCAAAGUUCGCACCUCAUUCAGCACCAGAGAAUCCACACAGGGGAACGGCCUCACAAAUGCCCCGACUGUGGGAAGAGUUUCAUUGAGAACUCUACCCUGAAGAAGCACCAGAGAAUCCACACCGGCGAGAAACCCCACCAGUGCCUUGAAUGCGGGAAGAGCUUCAGUCUCAGCUCUCACCUUGUGACGCACCAGAGGAGCCACACGGGAGAGCGGCCCUACAAAUGCGAGGAUUGUGGCAAAGGGUUCACCGACACGUCUUCGCUCAUUAUUCACCGGAGGAGCCACACGGGGGAGAAACCCUACAAGUGUGACGUGUGUGGGAAAGCGUUUGUCCUCAGCUCUGUUUACCUCAACCACCACCGGACCCACACUGGAGAGAAACCUUUUGGGUGUCCCGACUGUGGCCGGGCCUUCCGCCAGUGGUCGCAGCUGGUCAUCCAUCGGAGACUCCACACAGGGGAACGCCCUUACAAAUGUCCCUACUGUGACAAGGGCUUCUGCGACAGCUCCACCUUGACCAAGCACAAGAGGACUCACACUGGAGAGAAACCCAAUACAUGUUCAGAGUGUGGUCUCAACUUUGGCUCUAGAACCCUGCUUUUAGAACACCAGAUGCUUCACGGGGAGGAGACGGCCUCCCUGAGCAUCCUCUAGGCUGCAAACAACCGAUUCAGUUUUUAUUAUACAUGCAGUAUUUCAUGAAUAGGGAAACAGUGAGGCUGCGACAUGGUGGGAAUGUGUAUGGAGCCAGCGUGGUGUAGUGGCCCAGAGUAGGUGCACUCUAAUCUGGAGAACUGGGUUUGAUUCCCCACUCCUCCUCCUGAGUGGUGAAGGUCUUAUCUGGUGAACCAGAUGUGUU